AUGAAUUCAAUAAAAAAACAUUCUAUUCAACAGAAUCCUGAAGAUGAUUUACAAUCUGAAUCAACAAUUCAAAUUGAAUUUAGUGAAUCUAUUGUAGAAAGAUUUUCGACAACAAAUGAUAAUAAGAAAAAUUCUUCUUCAUCAUUUCAACGAUAUUUAUCCAGAAAAAGAUGUUCAUCUAGAGAAAGUCAACGAACAAUAAAUGAAGAAGACAAUAUGAAUAAGAAACAACGAAAUCAUACUGAUCAUUUAGCUUUUUCUGAAAAUGCUCGAAAAGAACAAAUUAUUUCGUUAUCAGAAUCAAAUGAAUCGCAAUGUGCUCGAACUAAUUUACAAUCCAAAAAUGAGUUUAUUUGUAAAAAAUCUGUGAGUGUUCAAAAUGAUAGCGAAAAGCAUUUUAAUUGGUUGAAAGACUUUAUGCGACAAUCUGUGGAUACUAUACGUGAUACUGUUGUACAAGCUUGUCUAACAGCUAUAUCUGCUCGACCAAUAAUUUCAUUGAAUUCAAAUAUUCCUACACAAGAUCAUAAUGUAAAUAAUCAUUUAACUGAUCUUAUUCAAAGUGAACAUUCUCUAAGAUUACAAAAUACAAUUGAUCAUUGGCAAAAUUAUCAAUUACAAAUUCCAUCUGUAAUACGAAAGAAAAAUAAUUCUUUAUUAUAUCAUCAUAGAUUAGAUAAUGAUCAUAAUGAUGAUAUUAAUAGAAAACAACGAAUUCAUCAUCGAGCACGUACAAGUUCGUAUCCAAUGUAUAAAAAUGUAUUACGAACAUUAGUUAAUGAUAUUCAAGUACCAUGGUCAUAUGAAUGGCCACAAUAUAAACCGACUAUAUUUACUGCUGACGAAGUCUAUAUCAAUCCAGGUGCAGAUCCUGAUCUACUCAAAUCAUCAUCAUCAAUAUCUCUUCAUUUUAAUACAAUUGAUGGUGCUGUCGAUCGUCGUAGUGUUUAUCAACAUUAUCAUAUACGUGAACAUGAUGGUCUUCCAUUAAAUCCAAUCGGUCGUACUGGUUUACAAGGACGUGGUAUACUUCUUCGAUGGGGACCAAAUAUAUAUCAUUAUAUAAUGAUAUGUCGAUGGAAACGGGAUAUUUAUGGAAAUAAUCUUUUACAUGCAUCGAAUGGAAAAAGAAUUCUCGAAAUUCUUUUAGAAAUACAAACUGAUGGUUAUGCAACGCAUGAUUUUAUUUUAACUGGUGGUUUACGUAUGAUAGGUAGUCGAUUUCCACCUCAAUUACAAGAUCGUUUAAAACGUUUUAUUAUUCAUACAGGUACAAUAUUAAAUAAUAGAUACAAAAUUUCAUCAACUCUCAAUGCAUUAAAUCAUUUAUUUGAACAAAAUCCUAUACCAUGGAAAGGUGCUUAUUUUGAUGAUGCUCGUAAUACAGAUAAUGCUUGGAUUGAAUUAUCAAUUGAAUAUUUAUUAGAUGAUGAUCAUCAAUUAACAUCAUGUAUACCAUAUCUUCAUAAUCAACAACUUCAAUAUCUUGAACAACCACGUUUUAUUUGGAAAGAUGUCGAAAAUACAAUUGAUAUUGGACCACGAACUCAUUAUCGUCUUAUAAGAAAUUUAGCUUAUAAACUCGAUGCAUAUUUUUGA
Messenger RNA from Rotaria sp. Silwood1, 1599 nucleotides. Lineage: Eukaryota; Metazoa; Rotifera; Eurotatoria; Philodinida; Philodinidae. The record is from the annotation of a GenBank genome assembly.